GCCGGGAAGGAGGAGGAGGAAAUAGUCCACAGCACCCGGGGCCGGAGAGCCCACAGUGAUGCUGGCCAUGCGGGUGCUUGGGGCCUCACACAGGGCGGCACUAGGAUCGGUAGAGGCUGCUCUUGGAGGUUUGAAGUCAAUAUGGGGAAGCAGCCAACAUUUUUACUCUACUCUUCCUAAAGAUGUCACUUAUAGGGAACUAAAAAACCUAUUGAACUCCAAAAAUAUUACGUUAAUUGAUAUUAGAGAUACAUGGGAAAUUUUUGAGCAUGGAAAAAUACCUGGAUCAAUCAAUAUACCAUUGGAUGAGGUAGGUGAAGCUCUACAGAUGAACCCAAGGGACUUCAUAGAGAAGUACCAUGAAGUGAAGCCAUCCAAAUCUGACAGUCUAGUGUUUUCUUGUUUCGCUGGAGUAAGAAAUAAGCAGGCCAUGGACACAGCAUUAUCAUUGGACACAGCACUGUGCUGGAGACUGGAAGGAAUGGGUAACCUAUGA
Messenger RNA from Cricetulus griseus (Chinese hamster), 496 nucleotides. Lineage: Eukaryota; Metazoa; Chordata; Mammalia; Rodentia; Cricetidae. The record is from RefSeq and is a predicted model, not a curated record.